This is a messenger RNA of Ceutorhynchus assimilis (cabbage seed weevil), 1154 nucleotides long. The record is from the annotation of a GenBank genome assembly. NCBI's taxonomy places the organism in Eukaryota, Metazoa, Arthropoda, Insecta, Coleoptera, Curculionidae.
AUGUCAAGAAAAGUUAUUAGGAUUAUUUCUCAAUGGACUUCAAGGAUAUUUAUAUUAUUUUUAGGAUUGCCAGAAUAUGGAGUAGAGCCCUUUGAUCCCUUCCACGCUCAAGAAGUAUAUCAAAAAAGAAGUGGGCCCUUUUUCAAUUACAAAUUGGUGCUCAGAAAUGUCACUGAGUCUGGCUGGACCCAAUCACAAGUCACUAAUUUUAAGACUGAUAUGCCUAAAUCUCAAGUACAAGUCACUCAAUUUUUCCCCGAUAAACGUCUGCAAGGAAUUUACGAAUUCGACGGAGUCUUUCUAGGAAGAAAAAUUAAAAACUCCGGCUCUUGGAAUUUGGCAUUGUUUGAUUACGUGCAAACGUUGAGCGUCAGCAGGAAACCUCAAAAGGAACUCUCAUCGGGAAAAUACAUGAAGCGACCACCAAUUAAGGUCAAGUGCAAUAUACAGACUUGUAAAAAAUUGGAGUUGCAUAUUGGGAAUUUGGCUGGUGGUAGAACAAUUGUUGAGAACGUUUUAGAUUGGGUCAUCAACACUGCCUGGCAGCCUGGAUUUGUACUUUUAUCCCCAUUGAUCAACGAUUUAGUGGGAACAGCUUUUUCUGAGAUUUUUAAUAAAGAUUUUCAAUAUUUUCCUUUUGAAAGUGUUUUUCACUGAACGUAAUUUAAGUUGCAGAAACAAAAAUGCUCAAUAUUGGUCUGUAUGUACAGUGCAAAUAAUAUGCUUAUAGAUUUAUAGAUUAGUUUUUUGUUUUAUGUACAGGGUGAUCUAUUAUGAACUACAACAUCUCCUAACUUUUUCAUCUGACUUUUUUGAUAGACUACAAAAGUUUUAAGGAAUUAUCGAAAGUUUUUAACUAAGUCAAUUUUAGGCAUAUAAAGGUGCGUCAAAACCCCCUUCCAUAAGGUCUUAUGUUGAAGAAAUCAUUUAGGCUAUAUGUUUUAGAAAUAAUUAUUUACCUAAUACUUACAGUUUAUUGUUCAAACUUAAUUCAUUGAUUUCCUAAAACUCCUCUCAAAAACGUUAAAAGAAAAAGUUAGGAGGAGUGGCAUUUAUAAUAGAUCAUCUUGUGGGUACCUACCUAUACCUAUUAUAUAAGAGAUUGUUACAAAUGUAAUUUUAUGUGAUGCUAGUACAAAAUAUAUGAUAUAAAA